AUGGCGAUGGAGGCUGCUGACCGGUCUCUCCCAAAGACUGACGAAGAGUGGAGGGGGCUGUUGACACAGGAAGAAUACAGAGUUCUCAGGGGGAAGGGAACGGAGCGCGCCGGCACUGGAGAGUACAACAAGUUCUACCCUGCGGUUGGUUGUUUUGUUUGCCGAGGGUGCGCAACGCCUCUUUUUCCUGCCAAAAGCAAAUUCGAUUCUGGCUGCGGAUGGCCUGCAUUCGAUAGUGCCUACAAGGGCAAAGUAACAGCCCUUGAGGACCUGAGCAUGGGUGUGAAGCGCUGGGAAAUCAUCUGCAACACCUGCGGUGGUCAUCUAGGCCAUGUAUUUUUCGGGGAACGAUUCACAAGUACAAACGAACGCCACUGCGUAAACUCUAUUUCGAUCAAAUACCAAAAGGAGGAGCCCUCACCGCUUCUUGAAACAGAAUUACUCAAGGCUAAAGUUAAAGAUGCGGAUGCAUUGUAG
Molecule: messenger RNA, 477 nt
Organism: Cyclospora cayetanensis
Lineage: Eukaryota; Apicomplexa; Conoidasida; Eucoccidiorida; Eimeriidae
Product: peptide methionine sulfoxide reductase B5
Exons: 5
Coding region: 1-477 (158 amino acids)
Biological process (GO): response to oxidative stress; protein repair
Molecular function (GO): peptide-methionine (R)-S-oxide reductase activity
Source: RefSeq, a predicted model, not a curated record